Molecule: messenger RNA, 2009 nt
Organism: Neurospora tetrasperma FGSC 2508
Lineage: Eukaryota; Fungi; Ascomycota; Sordariomycetes; Sordariales; Sordariaceae
Exons: 1
Coding region: 1-1932 (643 amino acids)
Source: RefSeq, a predicted model, not a curated record
AUGUUCACCGGCCCAACACUCCGACCUAUAAAAAGGGUACGAAACUCGCUCGAAUACAUCCCUUCGUCCAAGAAGCGCAAGGCGGAGGAAACCAAGCCAGAUGACGGUUCCGGCCAAGAUGACGAUUCCGGCCAAGAUGACGAUACACAGGUGCUUGAGGUGGUCAACUCGUUCAGAGGUACAAAGUCGCGCGACCCUCCUCUUUCUCAUACCGAGCCGCAACCUGUCACGAAUGGCGCAAAGCGCGGCAGAGGAAGACCUAGAAAGUAUCCGCUGCCGGCGAUGGCGCAAGAUCAGCCAGCUUCCAAGACACAUCUAUCACAACGCGCUUUAGACCAUAUACAAGCUCUAGCCAGAGAUACAUUAAGUCCGGCAGAGGCACAACCUACUCGGGAAAGAGACACAGACGCCAUCAAGAUCGGAGCGCAAAUGCCGAUACGAGGAUCAGAUAGUGAUUCGGAUGAUGAGUUUCCACCACUAGAUGAGGUUUGGAAGCGACCAAAGAAUCAAUUGCCCGCCUCAGCCCAGCCAGAACCAAACCAAGAAGACGACUACGAGGAAAGGGAGGGCGACGAUGUACGGGCCGUGGAUGAAGAUGAAGAGCAGCCAGACAAAGAGAAUGAGGCCGACCAUCGACUCCCUCGUGUCCCACCCAAGCCACGUUCUACUCCGGCUAUAUAUCCGCUGCUUUUCGAAACUCCAGAAAGUGUCACCAACUCAGCCCGGGUGAAAAUACGAGGCAGUAGCCUUAUGUCGUUGCGAAAUAUCAUGAUGGGCCCUGGCUGGACAGAUCUCGGCAAAGAUUGGGCCAAGACUAUCGUACAACCCUUCCGGGACAAUGUUCGAAAACCGACGGCUACGUCGGAGAUCAAGAACCUUUGCAAACACCUUCAUGAGCUGACAAUGCUAUCUGAUCGAGCUUCCCGAGCGGCCUCUAUUACAAAGCAGAACGAGUAUCUACGAGGCGUAGUGAAAUGGAGAAGCAAGAGUAUAGAGGCAAUUCAGGACAUUGUUUCAGUGUGUGAGCAACAUCUGGCCCCAAAUAGCGUCACUCGACAGUCAUUAAGGCAAGACUUAUUCGAAUACGGCAUCCCCAUGUUGAUUUUGGCGUUGUCGAGUGCGUACUGUCUUGGUGAAGUGGGUGGAGGACACAACGACAUUGACGAGGGUGGCUUUCCCCAAUCUGGUAUGUUUACCAGUAGCACGGUUGACUAUCUCCUUCGUAUUACCGAUUGGAUUACGCGUCUAGAGACACGACUGGCACCCGAUGUUGCCGACGAUGAGGACGAUGAGGACGUCGAGUACGAGCAUGUGCUCAAGAAGGAGAGAGAAGACAGGCAACUUUUCAAAAGGUUCCUCGGUUCCUGGGACAAAACACUGCAACAAGCGUCACACGAAUUAAUUGAAGCCAAGUUUGCUCGGGACCAGGCAAUCAAGAGAGCUCGUCAGGCAGCCCGUGAAGCUGAGCUUGCGAAAAGUGCGGCCAAGUACAAUGCAUUCGUCCUAUCUACACAACGCAUGAGGUCACAGUCGCGACCCUUGGACGAACUACGGCAAAAGGCAACAAGGUCUAUAGUAAUGCCACGUUCAUCCGGGGUAGUCGCACCAGUGAGAUCGGUACCCACAAGUCACCAGCAGCAACCCGGGUCUCGCGUGUCAACGACGUCGUCGAGUCAGCCAAGGGUCUCGACUAUAAGGUCGACGUCCAAGCCUAACUAUCCUAUAUGGUCGGACGCAAAGAAAAUGUGGCUGUUAGACGAGCUACGAAAGAUUGGGCCCAGAGUGUCUGAUAUGGACUAUGAGGACUUGGCUGAGGAUUUAGGGAAGCCGAUCAUAGAAGUUCGGUAUGAGGCGGAAAGGCUGAGAGCGGUUGCGAGGUCAAUUGCGGAGGAGAGGGGGACCAAGGUCGAACGGUGGGCCCAGGGUCGAUGAUUGAUUUACCAUCUCUCAAAGUGCUGUAUCCCUCCAAAGUUUGGAAACCCUUACAAUGCGCAAAGAUUUUCCCCAGC